UGUUCGGUGCAGUUGUUAAAAAAAGAGUUUUAAAAAAAUUAAUUAAAUUUAAAUUAAUUAAAAUGAAAUUCAUUGCUUUAAUUAUUUUCGCAUUAGUGCUUGUAUGCUCUAUUCAAGCACAAAAAGAUGAUUGUCCUCGAUUCUGUCCAGCAAUUUUUUCACCCGUUUGUGCUUUCAAUGGAAAAUGUUAUAAACAGUUUGGUAAUAGUUGCGAAUUGGGUGCAUCAGCAUGCAAUGGAAAAGGACGUUUCCGACAAGUUGGUUUGGAGGAAUGUUCUAAGCGUGGAGUCCGUCUAUGUAACUAAGAUUAAUUUAUAUACAAGCAUUAUUUAAAUAUAUAAAAUAGUUGAAUAUAGUUUACAUUUAAGACAUUCUAAUAUUCAAAAAUAAAAUAUCUAAUAAUA
This is a messenger RNA of Teleopsis dalmanni, 404 nucleotides long. Its product is annotated as vasotab-like. NCBI's taxonomy places the organism in Eukaryota, Metazoa, Arthropoda, Insecta, Diptera, Diopsidae. Gene Ontology annotation, molecular function: protein binding. The transcript has 3 exons. The record is from RefSeq and is a predicted model, not a curated record. The coding region runs from base 63 to 305 and encodes 80 amino acids.